CCUCUCGCCCUUGCGAUGGCGAAUAAACUAGCCCCGCAGCUCGCCGCCCCGAGGGAGUCCCCGGGAUGCUCCUCACAAGUGAAAUGGGGAGCAGCCAGCGUGCCGCGGGUCUUUCACCAGAGGGGCUCGGGUGGGGGCUCGUGGCUGGCCCAGGGGCUCUUCCCGAGGGAGGCCUUUCUGUGUCCUCCCAGCACCCGGGUGGGUUACGGUCAGGACUUCCCUAUUCUGUGCCAGACAUGUCUUGGAGAGAACCCGUACAUCCGCAUGACCAAAGAGAAGUAUGGAAAGGAAUGCAAGAUUUGUGCCAGGCCCUUCACAGUGUUCCGCUGGUGCCCUGGUGUUCGUAUGCGUUUCAAGAAAACCGAAGUGUGCCAGACGUGCAGCAAGCUGAAGAACGUCUGUCAAACCUGCCUGCUUGACCUGGAGUAUGGUUUGCCUAUCCAAGUCCGGGAUGCAGGACUCUCCCUUAAGGACGAAAUGCCUAAAUCUGAUGUCAAUAAAGAGUAUUACACCCAGAACAUGGAACGUGAGAUAGCCAACUCUGACGGCACCAGACCAGUGGGCGCGCUAGGAAAAGCUACUUCCACCAGUGACAUGCUGCUGAAGCUGGCUCGGACCACGCCUUACUACAAACGUAACCGUCCUCACAUCUGUUCCUUCUGGGUAAAAGGAGAGUGCAAGCGAGGAGAAGAGUGUCCUUACAGACAUGAGAAACCGACAGAUCCGGAUGAUCCCCUGGCUGAUCAGAACAUCAAAGAUCGUUACUACGGAAUUAACGAUCCUGUGGCUGAUAAGCUGCUGAAACGAGCAUCGACCAUGCCUCGACUGGACCCUCCUGAUGACAAGACCAUUACUACGCUGUAUGUUGGAGGGCUUGGAGAUACGAUCACUGAAUCAGAUCUCAGAAAUCACUUCUACCAGUUUGGGGAAAUUCGGACGAUAACUGUGGUGCAGAGACAGCAGUGUGCUUUCAUCCAGUUUGCCACCCGGCAAGCUGCAGAAGUGGCUGCUGAGAAAUCCUUCAACAAACUCAUCGUCAACGGCCGCCGGCUCAAUGUCAAAUGGGGCAGGUCUCAGGCAGCAAGAGGAAAAGAGAAGGACAAAGAAGGUACUACAGAGUCUGGGAUAAAGCUGGAACCAGUUCCAGGGCUUCCCGGAGCUCUCCCACCUCCUCCAGCUGCAGAAGAGGAGGCUUCUGCAAAUUACUUCAACCUACCUCCGAGUGGCCCCCCAGCUGUGGUUAACAUUGCCUUGCCACCACCUCCUGGCAUUGCUCCGCCACCACCUCCAGGUUUUGGACCACACAUGUUCCACGCCAUGGGGCCACCGCCUCCCUUCAUGAGAGCGCCAGGCCCCAUUCACUACCCGUCUCAAGAUCCCCAGAGGAUGGGCGCCCACGCGGGAAAGCACAGCAGCCCCUAGCACAUCGUGUCACCCUCGUCGUCUAAGUAAAUGUUAUUUUCUAGUUACCAUGGUAGUGCCGUAUGUUGAGCUGUGGGUGAGCUAGAGAAGCCUUAUUUCCCUGCUUGCAGACGCUGGGCAAGCUGAGCUCUGUGUCACCGUUAGCUAUCGGAUCGCUGAUACAGCCCAGGUCUUUCGUUUAGUAUCGGGGGGUGGGGGGCAGACAAGAAGGGCUGUCAGGGGGGUCUGUGGAUCAGGUGUACCAGAAUUACAGUGCUCGUAGUGUAUCCCAUUUGCACACUUUUGAAAUAAACUUCUGGAAAAACAAAAACCAAACCCUCUUCAAGCCCGUUUGAUAUCCUCAGGCUGAGCACUGUGGACUAUUUAAGUGUAACGAGAGACUUCUCUGUGUCAAGUCGCCAAUGACUUGUUACUCUAAUGACGUAUUAAUCUUGUAGUAUCGAGCCAGGACUGAAUAAGAGCAGAAAAACAAGCUUGUCACGUGUGCCAAACACAUGGCUUUACCUUACCAGCGCCACAGAAUUUUUUUCCCCUACUUUUUAAAAACUUUUAACAGAAGGAAACUUUCUGGUGCUUCACUUCUAAUCCCGCGUGUCCCGAGCAAGAAAAGUUGGGUUGUGCAAGCAGCCCCCUGGUGAUGCAGGCGUGACCUGGAGUGACAGGUUAGCAGUUCUCACCCGGUGACGCUCCCCAGAAGGUGCUCGUGUGCCCCCCUGCAGCUGUCAGCAGCACAGUACAGCUGCAGACUCGUCCUGCGUAUUUACAGGACACGAUCAGGGCUUUCAAGGCGUUUGGAUACGGUCUCUUCUUAAACUCUGAGAUGGAUCCAACAUCUUUCUGAUUUAAUAAGACGUGAAACUUUUCUUUCUGUGCUCCAACUAUAGCAUUUGUCUAGGAGCAACCGCAUGGAGCCUGCCGUUGAAUAAGGUGUAUGGGCACGUGGCCAGAGGAUUUUAAGAUACCUGUAUGUCUGCUGCUUUCACGUAACUGAUCUGUGGGCAUCUUUCUGUAAAGCAAAACACGGUGGGACCUGUUCUGAAGACUCCUUUGCUUGUUUGAAAAAAAUACAUUAAAUACAUGAGUUUUUCAA
Cygnus atratus (black swan) is the source of this 2512-nucleotide messenger RNA. It is a transcript of the gene RBM22, whose product is annotated as RNA binding motif protein 22. Gene Ontology annotation, molecular function: pre-mRNA binding; U6 snRNA binding; metal ion binding. Lineage: Eukaryota; Metazoa; Chordata; Aves; Anseriformes; Anatidae. The record is from RefSeq and is a predicted model, not a curated record. The transcript has 11 exons. Gene Ontology annotation, cellular component: U2-type catalytic step 1 spliceosome; Prp19 complex; U2-type catalytic step 2 spliceosome. The coding region runs from base 16 to 1422 and encodes 468 amino acids.